ACAAACUCAGAAGUGACCCACACCACUCUGCAGCUCUCUUCUGAACAGUUUGCAUAAAAAAAACCCUGUGAAUAAUGUGAUCUACAAAUCAACGAAGAGUGUGUUCGCGUGACGUUUGUGCUUCCCCUCAUUGCGUCUGGUUGCGAUUUUGGGUUUCGCGCCGUCUCCGAGUGAUCUGCGCAGACCUCUUACUAAGAGAUGCUGCCAUGUCCCGACGGCUGUUUCCGCGACUGAACGUGCGCUGGCUCGCGGCGCUGCUCGCGCACCUGGCCGUGGCGUCUGCUGCGCGCGCGCACACCUGCAGCGAGGUGAAAACGGCGUUCCAGGUGCGCCAGAUCGGCCCGCUCAAGUGGGUCCCGGAAGCACCUGCUACAGAUGUGAACCUGUUGGUGUGUAAGCAUGUUGGGCCAUCCUGCUGUACUCGCAAGAUGGAGGAGAGCUACAAACUGGCAUCAGUGAGGGAUACUGUGCAGAAUAUCAGGUCAUACAGCUUCGAACUCAAAUUCCUGCUCUUGAGCCAUGCUACUACCUUCACGGAUAUGUACCAGUCUCUGUUCACUUUCUCCGAAGAUCAUCUGCUGUCCCUUUUUGAGAGCACCUACACCUCUUUAUCUUCUGGAAUCCCUCUCCAUGUCAGCGCUCUCUUUUCUAGUCUUUCCAAAUACAUCCAGGACACCUCCAACAUUUCCGUGGAUGCUGCAGUUAACCAAUUUUACGACCACCUCUUCCAUCUAGUCCACAACAGCAUUAUCAAGCCGGGCAUUGCUGAGGAGGACAACCUCUCUGAAUGCCUCCAUGCUACUCGCCAGGAUGUGGAUCCAUUUGGCCCUCAUGUUGAUGUCAUGGCGGAGGAAUUGUCAGAUGCCAUGCAGGCAGCCAGGGCAUUAAAAAGGGCAUUUUCUAUGGGUGAGGAUUUGAUGAAUGUCACAGAAGUGGCACCUUUGACCAGUGAGUGUGCCCGAGCACUUCUGAAGAUGCAAUACUGCUCACAUUGUCAAGGCUUAACACUGAUACAUCCUUGUCCUGAGUUCUGCCUCAAUGUCAUGCGUGGAUGCUUGGCGAACAUGGCAGAGCUAGAUAUGCCUUGGAGGCACUAUCUGGCUAUCCUAGAAGACCUCCUGCAUACUGUAGCUGUAGAGCGCAGCAUGGAACUUGCUCUUCUCAGUAUCAGAGGUCACGUCAAUGAUGCCAUACGUCACGCACAGCUACAUGAAGCCAGGAUCAGCGCUACUGUGGAUAAAGUGUGUGGCCCGUCCGUGUCUGCGAACCAAAGUGCUCACCCCACCACUGCUAAGAUGAUUCCUGCAAUAACACUUGCCCCAGAACCCUCAACCAACCAGUCAGACCCUGUCAUGAAGCAGCUGGGAAGACUGUCUCACCUACGCAGCUUGUUCCCUCUGAAAUCAACCAAACACAAUAAAGACAGAAGUCUAAAUCAGAUUGCUCGGGAGUUCCUGAAAUAUAUUGUACGCUACAAGGCAUUUUUUGCUGCAGUGCCGGAGAUGCUGUGUGAAGGAGAGGUUGUGCGUGAUGAACCCACCUGCUGGAGCGGAAACGACGUAGUGGAAAGUUAUAAAGGUCGAGUGGUGGGCAAUGGAAUUCUUGCUCAGAGACACAAUCCUGAGGUGAGGGUCAGUGGUCCAGAUGCUAUGUUAGCAGCAGUAAAGGAAAGACUCGAGCACUUCAACCAGGAGAUUCAACAGCACAUGCCAGCACUGGGACACAGGGAUUCAUGGGAAGACCUGGGCAGUGGCGAAGGCAGUAGCGGCGAUUGUGACGAUGAGGAUGGUUGCCAGGGGUCAGGGGAAGGCACAACUAAAUCCUCUAACACAGACUCUAGUGUUGACACCACAGUGGUGGUGAAAUCUCCACCUCAUGAUGCUCCUGUUGGACGUUUUAAACCCAAACUCCAAAGUAGAGCUCAGCUUAAUCUCCCCUCAUUCACCACCCUCAUCCUCAUCCUCAUCCUGGGACUGCAAUGGACCUCGAACUGAGAGGUUGAAGAUACACAUAAACAUGAAUAAAAAAACGCAAGAACCUCUUCUGCCUGGAUGCUUAUGUUUAGCUCUAUAUCGUCUUCCAAGACUGCUGCCAUUUUUCAUGGCAGCAAAGAUCGAAUAUAUUCUUAAAGCAGUUUUCUCUAACAUAAACACACAUGAUCAAGCACAUUAGUAGGCAUUUACUGCUUUUAACCAUAUUCUGUCGGAUGAAAUGUCACAAACAUUCAACCAGUCAGUAAAUUGCAUGGCAGAAUCACUUCUCAAGCAUAAUGGACAAAGACAAUAUCUGAUCAGCAAGGAAUGUUCUCAGACACACAGAGGAAAUAGAAGAAAAAAAUUAUAUUAUUGCUAUGCUCAAUUAUAGUUUGUAUAUAGUUAUAAUUCCAUAGUGAAGACAGUUUUUAAAUAAAAAUACUACACAAAAAUCCCAACAUUUUUAUUAUAAUAUGUAUAAUUAUUAUAAUUGUAUAAUUGAUAUUAUACAAUUAUAAUAUAAAACAUAUAUAAUUUGGUUCACACAGAAAAACAUCUUUUUAACAAUUAUGUUAUAAAAUUGAUAACUUCAACAGUAAGAGUAUUAAUUAUGUAUUUAAUUGCUUCAGAUUAGAUGUAUCACGUUUAAAACCCUUACCCUUUUUUUUGUGAAGCCACAAUGGAAAAAUAAGGGUAGGGCAGAAAGUGGCAUGUGAUUUUAACAUCAACUUAAACCUAAUCAAUGAACACAUGCAUCAAAUACAUUUGCAUUUAUGGCAUUCGGCAGAUGCUCUUAUCCACAGCGACUUACAAUUAUCUCCUUUAUACAAACGAGAAGUUGAGGGUUAAAAGCUUUGCUGAAAAGCCCAGCAGUGGCAGCUUGUUGGUAUUGGAAUUUGAACUCACAACCUUCUGAUCGGGAGUCCAACAACUUUAACCACUCAGCUACCGCCUCUUAUUUUCAGUAACACUGCAGAAUUCUGCUUGGUGUUAGUAUGUGUAAUGUCUUCAAAUUGUAUGUUAAUUUUUGCUACCUAAGUUACUAUCACUCUUAAUGGACUAGCUAAGUUUUCAUCCACAUAUUUUCAAAUUAGACAUCUCAUUGCAUCUAAAAUCUGAUUCCUGAUAGAAAACGUUAGAAUUCUUCAGUUAAAGCUUCCCAUUUCAGUCAGCACCACACAAAAUGUACUUUUUUACUGCACUUUAAAAGUGAUUGUAAAAGUUGAUCAUAUUUGUAAUUUGUAUUUCAUCUGUUAAACAGUUGCUGGGAUGGAAAUGUGGUUGUUAUUCUACAUUUAAUUAAGUAAUGAUGGGAUCUUCAGGCUAGGUUUCUGUGAUUUUCUUAUUUGUUAUACAAAAUUUUGCUGCACACCUUUAUGUAUUUUUUUACAUAGCAGUUGGACAAUAGUUCCACAUUUCUAGGACUGGUAAGGAAAUUACUUAUGCUUCUCUUUUGCCUCUUAUUGUCAUCAAAUGCACAAUGGACAUUUGCAUAGAGUAUGUAUAAAUGUAUAUAAGGUCAUUCACUGUUUUGUCUGUGUAUUGCAUUUUUUUUUUUGUAUUGUGAAUGGUGCAGUGAGAGAGGCAAUGAAUCCUUUUAGUGCUUUCAAGAGGUCUGAAAUUUUAUAUUUAAAUCAAGAAGAUGAACUGCUUCCCACACUUCUGAAAUGACUUACAGUUGAUAUCCCAUUAGCCUUGGAAUGUUGAUAUAUUAACAUGUCACAUUAACAAAACUUUAGAAAAAUUGUCUUCAGCUUGAAAAAGCAUAUACAUUUGCAAAUGUAAUAAAUGCCCCGCAGUUGUACAAAAUGCACAAAGAAAUGCUGUUCCUGUGUGGCUGUAAUUAGUCACAAUGCAAGUGCAAACGUAACCAAUUUGCAUUAACUACAUUUAUUUUGUAAUUUUGAAUAUUCAUUAAGGUAUCAUUUAAUAGUAAAUAAACAUUGUUAUAAUGUUUGCAUAUGUUUUUGCAUAAGGACCUCUUUUAUAAAUCGGUCACUUAAUGUAUUUUUUUUUUUUUUUAUGAACUAAAAAGGAACAAUGGGUUAUAAAAGUGUCAUGACUUCUCUUUGAAUAAUGUCACUUGGCAAAACCAUUUACAUUUUCAAAAAACUGCAUAUUUCCAGUGUUGUUGCAAUUCUUUUGCAGGUUGCUAAAGAUUUGCAUCUAAAGAUUUAUAUUUAGAGGAAAAUCUUUUUUAAUUUUUUCAAAUCCCUAUAAUUUACUGUAACUAUUUCUUUAAAUCAUUUUUCUCACCAAUUAUGUGUCAAUAUGUGGUUUAACUGAAAUUACACAGCCGAAUCUAAAAAGGUAAACAUAUUUGCUGGUUUUAAAAUUGAAUUAACAAUGAUUUAUUUGACAAAGAAUUAACAUAAAUUUAUAAAUAUGACUAAGUUGACUGUCAGUUAGCUGAAUGUAUGACAACUUACCUUUCUGAAUUUAAGAUUUCUACAUUAUAUGUUAACUCGGCUACAUGAUUCUUUAAGUAGCUUAUAGUUUUGAGCUAAAAAGCUGUUGUAAAAGUAUGUUUGAAACCUUAAAAAGCUUUAUUUGCAUUUGCUUGUUUAAACUGAAGUGAUUGUCACGAGUCUGGGGCCUCGCCAUAAAGUCAUUAUUUCUACAGUUUCAUUAUUACAUUGUUUUAAUAAAUCUCUACAUUUAA
Molecule: messenger RNA, 4635 nt
Organism: Silurus meridionalis
Lineage: Eukaryota; Metazoa; Chordata; Actinopteri; Siluriformes; Siluridae
Gene: gpc5c
Product: glypican 5c
Exons: 9
Coding region: 207-1994 (595 amino acids)
Biological process (GO): cell migration; positive regulation of canonical Wnt signaling pathway; regulation of protein localization to membrane
Cellular component (GO): plasma membrane; extracellular region; cell surface
Source: RefSeq, a predicted model, not a curated record